This is a messenger RNA of Aspergillus affinis, 405 nucleotides long. RefSeq lists its product as uncharacterized. The transcript has a single exon. Lineage: Eukaryota; Fungi; Ascomycota; Eurotiomycetes; Eurotiales; Aspergillaceae. The coding region runs from base 1 to 405 and encodes 134 amino acids. The record is from RefSeq and is a predicted model, not a curated record.
AUGGCAUCGACUGUCGAGCUUAGAGUCGCGAUUUACAAUAAUGAAGGAGGAGUAUACAAACACUGGGGUCUCUUCAUCGACGGGCCCACAGCCGAGCAAAAGAUAGACUUGCAAGUCGAGGGUUCUACGAACAGAUUUCGCUUCGAUAGAAAGCUCGAAAAUGCUCUAACUACCGACGGAAUCGUGGGGUUGAUUCCCCUCUGUGAGGUGCCUCUUUCCAGCAUCGGUGCUAUCGACCAAGCGGCGGCGGAGGCACCGAUUCACAACCCAUACACGGGCUAUAAUUGCCAGGAUUACGUGGUUGAUCUUCUGGAUAGUCUAGAGGAGAUGGAACUCACCAACGGAAAAGACGCAAAGUGCCAGGCCUCAAAGAGUCUUGUCCUGAGCAAGCAAGAGGGUCGAUAA